UCCUUUAUCGGGGGAAACCCGGAAGAGGAUUAUGGAGCGAAGGUUACACAGAGCAGCGUUAUGGCGAUCGUCUUCUGAAAGCAAUGUAGACAAAGCGGUCAAAAGUACACCCAUGUUGAUCUACAGAGGCGCAAAGUGGUCUCACUCGUGACGGACCGAACAUUUCGCACGCACCCCUUCAUGUUCGUGAAAGUCCGUCCAUGUUCUUUUCCAAUAUUUUGCGUUGUUGCAUUGAGACGUAAAUACUCAGCUGUAUUUUAAAUAGGUCAUAAUCUUUAUCGCCUGCGAGAGACAUGGGGAAUGGAAUGAACAAGGACAAUGACCCAACACACCUCCAGGAUGUGUAAGGGCUAUGACCAAGAAGGAGAGUGAUGGAGUGCUGCAUCAGAUGACUGUUUCUGUUGUUGAUGGGCUCUACCUGGGAAAUAUCAGAGACUCUGAGAACAGAGAAAGUUUGUCCCAGAACAACAUCACCCACAUCCUGUCUGUGUAUAACAAUGCUAAACCCGUGCUGGAGGACAUGACCUACCUGUGUAUACACGCAGCUGAUGCGUCUAGCCAGAACCUGUCACAGCAUUUCAAAGAGAGCAUCAGGUUCAUCCACGAAUGUCGUCUAAAUGGAGGGGCCUGUCUGGUGCACUGCCUGGCCGGUGUGUCCCGUAGUACCACCAUGGUGGUGGCCUACCUGAUGACCGUCACCACCUACAGCUGGGAGGAGUGUCUGUCGGCUGUCAAGGCCGUGCGUUCCUUCGUAGGCCCGAACUAUGGCUUCCAACAGCAACUACAGGAGUACCAGAUGAACCAAGUCUCAGAGAACAGCCUCAAUUCGUCGGGACAUGGACUACAAGGUUUCGAUAGCAUUCUUCAGGGAUGCUGGCCCAUGUUGACUCCAAUGCUUCCCACAGUUGGCUGGAUGUCCUCUGGGUGGUGAACCAUUCUUUUUUUUGUAAGAUUUUAUAAACAAUACAAAACAUACACAUAAAUGACAACAUCAUACAAACAUUAACUACAUCCCACCUGGCCAGACCCUCUAGUAAACACCCCCAUCUCCAGUGCCCGAAUCACUUUCAACAUGGCCUGAAACUGCACCAUUUUUCCCCCUCCGUAGCCCACGCACUUUCAAUAUUUAAAUAAUAUAUCAUUACAUUUUUCCAUUGUAUUAAUGAUGGCGGAUUGAUUGAUUUCCAAGUUUUCUGUAUCCGUUUUUUCAAGAUGAGUGAUGAGAAGAUAAUUGUCCCACCCAUCGGGUAUCUCACUAUAUUUCACCAUGUCUUGAAAUAUACAGACAGACAGAUUAAAAUUAAGUUUACAUUGUAACAGCCAACUUUCUAGCUCCGUCCACAAAGCAUGGAUCAUUGAGUCAUUAUUCGUUUUAAGACAUGAUUCUGCCAUUGUAAUGUAGAAUUUGUGAAUUUUGUCUCUUGUAUAAUAAAUUCUAUACAUCAUGUUAAACUGGAUUAAGCAUACAUUUUUGUUAGCUGUAAUUUCAUGAGUUAUGCUCCAACUUUCCUUCCAUUUUAUGCCAACAUCAGUUUUUUAAAGUCUUGGUUUCAAUAGUUUAUAUUUUUUUCUAAGAGAUUGCCAGUUGGAUUUGCUCUCUAGGUUUUGUAUACCUUCCCGAUCAUAUGAACAUCCUUUAUCUGACUCAAAGAUUCCAUCAAGGUUGCUCUGAUGCCCAAAGGUUUUCAAAUAUACAUUUUGUGAUAUCUCACUUUUAAGUUGCAUGGAUUUUUUAUUCUGUCAUGGAAAUAACUGUAUUUCCUGUUACCAAGUCAAUUCCGGUUUCAAAGCCUUAAGGUUUCCAUGUUGACCAAUUUAUCUGUGAAUUCUGAAAAGCUCUCCAAGGAUUGUUCCAUAACGUUGUGUUUUUAAGAAGUGAUAUUGGUUCUUCAAGAAUACGUUUCAUUUUCUCCCAUGUUGUGAUAGUGUUCAUAGCUUUAUCCUUUGAAAAUAGACAUGUGAAAAGAUUCUGGGGAUGAGCAUGCGCAUCUUCAGUAUGUACCCAUUUUUCCUCAUUACCGAGUCUGGCAGGUUAAAACCAACUUCAGAUUUAGGAAGAUGUAAAACUUUCCUUUUUAUUCCAUGCAUUUGAUUUUCCCCAAUAAAGUAUGUUAUGACUGAGUACACUUUUUUUAAGACUGUCUUCGGUUAAAUAAAUACAAAAACUUUGUCAGCCAUGACAUUCUAAAGUGGUUUAUUCUACCUGCAAGAUUUAUGGGAAGACAAUUGAAUUUAAUUAGAUCUGCUUUCAUAUUGUUGAGUAAUGGAAUAAAUGUAUCUGUAUAUAUUUGUA
Messenger RNA from Oncorhynchus keta (chum salmon), 2293 nucleotides. RefSeq names its product dual specificity protein phosphatase 22-A-like. Gene Ontology annotation, cellular component: cytosol. The transcript has 8 exons. Lineage: Eukaryota; Metazoa; Chordata; Actinopteri; Salmoniformes; Salmonidae. The coding region runs from base 353 to 931 and encodes 192 amino acids. Gene Ontology annotation, biological process: protein dephosphorylation; positive regulation of JNK cascade; regulation of cell population proliferation. Gene Ontology annotation, molecular function: protein tyrosine/serine/threonine phosphatase activity. The record is from RefSeq and is a predicted model, not a curated record.